AUGCCGCCAAUGUUAAAUUCAGCUGGAUGGGGGCUCGACGUGUUCAGAGCGUCCCCACAACGUCACCAGAGGUCACAGCAUCGGCCCGGCGCCUCGCCGCAGUCAGGCCGAGGAGGGGGAUCAGCCCUCGGGCGGCAACGGGCGGUCCCCGGGGUGGGCCUACAGCCGCGCGCCGGCAGGAGCUCCCCCCGUGCGGGGCUGAUCGUGCGCUGCUUACGAACGGUGAAGGUUAAAAACGUUUCUCGAUUGCUAGGUGCUUUCAAAAACCAAAAACAGGUGACCAGAAGUUUUGGUAGUGCUGUACAAACAGUAACUUUAAUCCCAGGAGAUGGCAUAGGACCUGAGAUUUCUGCUGCUGUCAUGAAGAUCUUUGAUGCUGCCAAAGCUCCUAUUCAGUGGGAAGAGAGGAAUGUUACAGCUAUCCAGGGACCAGGAGGGAAGUGGAUGAUACCUCCAGAUGCCAAAGAAUCCAUGGAUAAAAACAAAAUGGGAUUAAAAGGGCCUUUAAAGACCCCAAUUGCUGCAGGGCACCCAUCAAUGAAUCUGCUUCUGCGUAAAACCUUUGACCUUUAUGCAAAUGUACGUCCCUGUGUCUCAAUUGAAGGGUACAAAACCCCAUACACAGAUGUGAACAUUGUCACAAUUCGAGAGAACACAGAAGGCGAAUACAGUGGAAUUGAGCAUGUGAUUGUUGAAGGUGUUGUGCAAAGUAUCAAGCUUAUCACAGAAGAAGCCAGCAAGCGUAUUGCCGAAUUUGCUUUUGAGUAUGCCAGAAAUAAUCAGAGAAGCCACGUUACUGCUGUGCACAAGGCAAAUAUUAUGAGAAUGUCCGAUGGGCUUUUCUUGAGAAAAUGCAGGGAGGCAGCAGAAAACUGUAAAGAUAUUAAAUUUAAUGAAAUGUAUCUGGAUACUGUGUGUCUGAAUAUGGUUCAGGAUCCAUCACAAUUUGAUGUGCUUGUUAUGCCAAACUUGUAUGGUGACAUCCUCAGUGACUUGUGUGCUGGACUGAUUGGGGGUCUUGGAGUAACACCAAGUGGAAAUAUUGGUGCUAAUGGAGUUGCGAUUUUUGAAUCGGUUCAUGGAACAGCACCAGACAUUGCAGGGAAAGACUUGGCAAAUCCAACUGCCCUUCUUCUGAGUGCUGUAAUGAUGUUGCGUCACAUGGGACUACACAAACACGCCACAAAAAUUGAGACAGCUUGCUUUGAUACAAUUAAAGAUGGAAAGGUCUUGACAAAAGACUUGGGAGGUAGCGCCAAGUGUUCGGAAUUCACAGAGGAGAUCUGCCGCAGAGUACGGGACGCAGACUAAACUUUUCUCAUGCUGCUUGUAGUAACUCCAAAAGGACACAUCGCACAAAGUACAUUGUAUGUAACCUGAUAUCCAUAUAGUUUGCUUGUCUUUUAAGAGAGCAAACUUUUUAGUUAGGGCCUCUCCAUUAAUAAAUUUAGUCCAGAUGGCUACA
This is a messenger RNA of Pygoscelis adeliae (Adelie penguin), 1465 nucleotides long. RefSeq names its product isocitrate dehydrogenase 3 (NAD+) alpha (gene IDH3A). The record is from RefSeq and is a predicted model, not a curated record. Bases 1 to 1311 code for a protein of 436 amino acids. Gene Ontology annotation, cellular component: mitochondrion. Gene Ontology annotation, molecular function: isocitrate dehydrogenase (NAD+) activity; magnesium ion binding; NAD binding. Gene Ontology annotation, biological process: isocitrate metabolic process; tricarboxylic acid cycle. Lineage: Eukaryota; Metazoa; Chordata; Aves; Sphenisciformes; Spheniscidae. The transcript has 12 exons.